Molecule: messenger RNA, 1909 nt
Organism: Telopea speciosissima
Lineage: Eukaryota; Viridiplantae; Streptophyta; Magnoliopsida; Proteales; Proteaceae
Product: nucleolar protein 56-like
Exons: 8
Coding region: 94-1722 (542 amino acids)
Cellular component (GO): box C/D methylation guide snoRNP complex; small-subunit processome
Molecular function (GO): snoRNA binding
Source: RefSeq, a predicted model, not a curated record
AAAGGAAAGAGGAGUGCCGGAAAGCUCCUCCCUUCAUCGCUACUCGUGUUCAAGAACUUUGAACACCUGUUUAUACUUUAUAGUUUAUUUUCGAUGGCGUUAUAUCUUCUAUACGAAUCGGCAUCUGGCUAUGCUCUUUUUCUGGCUCAUGGCAUCGAUGAGAUCGGGCAGAACACUGAAGCUGUUCGGAGUUCAGUGCUUGAUCUUAAUCGAUUCGGGAAGGUGGUUAAGCUUGCAGCUUUUCAUCCAUUUGACUCUGCCCUCGAUGCUCUCAACCAGGUUAAUGCUGUUUCUGAAGGACUUAUGACUGAAGAGCUGAGGAACUUCUUGUCGCUGAAUCUCCCCAAAACAAAGGAAAGUAAAAAGGCUAAAUUCAGUCUAGGAGUUUCGGAGCCAAAGAUUGGGUCACAUAUUUUUGAAGAGACUAAAAUUCCUUGCCAAAGCAACGAGUUUGUUCUUGAACUGUUUAGGGGUGUGCGGUUACACUUUGAUAGGUUUAUCAAGGACCUAAAGCCUGGUGAUUUGGAAAAAGCACAGCUUGGGUUGGGCCACAGUUACAGCCGAGCAAAAGUGAAGUUCAAUGUCAACAGAGUUGAUAAUAUGGUUAUUCAGGCCAUUUUCCUUCUCGAUACCCUUGAUAAAGAUGUUAACUCUUUCUCCAUGAGAGUCAGGGAGUGGUAUUCAUGGCAUUUCCCUGAGCUUGUUAAGAUUGUCAAUGACAACUAUCUCUAUGCCAAGGUUGCAAAAUUUGUGGAGGAUAAAUCUCAGUUAUCUGAAGACAAAAUCCCAGCUUUAGCUGAGAUAAUAGGAGAUGAAGAUAAAGCCAAAGAGAUUGUCGAAGCUUCCAAAUCAUCUAUGGGACAGGAUUUAUCACCAAUCGACUUGAUUAAUGUCCAGCAAUUUGCCCAGAGGGUAAUGAAUCUCUCUGAGUACAGAAAGAAGCUCUAUGAUUAUCUGGUUACCAAAAUGAAUGACAUUGCUCCUAAUUUGGCUGCGCUGAUCGGUGAAGUUGUUGGGGCUCGUUUGAUUUCACAUGCCGGUAGUCUCACAAAUUUGGCCAAGUGUCCUUCUUCUACCCUUCAGAUCCUUGGUGCAGAGAAAGCACUAUUCAGGGCAUUAAAAACCCGGGGAAACACUCCAAAGUAUGGUCUAAUUUUCCAUUCAUCUUUUAUUGGGCGGGCGUCUACAAAAAACAAGGGCCGGAUGGCUCGUUAUCUUGCAAACAAGUGUUCCAUUGCCUCUCGUAUUGAUUGUUUCUCAGAAACAAACUCCGCUAUCUUUGGAGAGAAGUUGCGGGAGCAAGUUGAAGAAAGACUGGACUUCUACGACAAGGGAGUUGCACCUCGCAAAAAUCUCGAUGUUAUGAAAGCAGCUAUUGAAAGUACCCAAAACAAAAGCGAUUUGGUCACAGAUGAUGGUGAGAUGAAUAUUGGGAAUACAGAAGUUUCGGCAAAGAAAAGCAAGAAGAAGAAAUCGAAAGGUGAGACUGCUGUGAAUGGUGAGUCCAUGGAUGUGGAGGAGCCUAAAGCUGUUACAAAUGGAGCGACUUACGAGGAGCCAGCAAUGGAAAAGAAGAGGAAGGAUGUCAAUGGAGACCAGGAUGGGCUGAAGAAGAAAAAGAAAAAGAAAAGCAAGGAUGAUGUAAAUGGAGAGGAUCUCCAAUCAGCUAGUGAAGUAAAGAAGAAAAAGAAGAAGAAAUCAAAGAGUGAAGAUGAUGAUUGACCUCGUGUUUUUACCAGGUAGGGUAGAAAUCUUUCGGAGGUCCCUAUUUUGCAUAUUGUAUUGGCUUAUGUACCAAGCCUUUUAAUUGGAAUUUUGGAUCAAGUAGUCUGUGAACUUGCUACCUUUUUGAUUCCCUUUCUGGUUUUGAAGUUCGAUAGUAUAUUUUCAUGUUGAAAUUUUAUUAGUA